This is a messenger RNA of Beta vulgaris subsp. vulgaris (sugar beet), 1269 nucleotides long. RefSeq lists its product as uncharacterized. The transcript is spliced from 10 exons. The coding region runs from base 1 to 1269 and encodes 422 amino acids. The record is from RefSeq and is a predicted model, not a curated record. Lineage: Eukaryota; Viridiplantae; Streptophyta; Magnoliopsida; Caryophyllales; Amaranthaceae.
AUGACAUCCCAAAAUGAUGCCCCUGUUAAAAAAAUUAUUAAUGUUUCUGAUUUGGUUAAGGGAACAAAGUAUAUCACUAUUGCAGUACGGAUAAUACGGGUUUAUGAGAAGCCAAACUUUAUGAACAAUCAGGAAGCUGGUAGUAUAGAAAUGAUUUUAAUGGAUGUACAUGGUACAAAAAUACAUGCCAGUAUUCGGAGGAACCUAAUAGUUGCUUUCUGGCCUAAGAUUGAGGAAGGAGGAUUUAGACAUAUUUCUAAUUUUUUGCUACGUGAUAAUGCUGGAUACGAGCUUACUACGCAACAUAAAUUCACCAUUUCAAUGAAUUAUGGAUCGUCCAUAGUGGAUUGCAAUGCUUUGGAUAUCCCACAAUAUGAUAUAAUUGGGCAAGUGACUGCGUAUGGUGAACUAACCAAGACCACUAAAUCGAGGUGCAUGACUAUUGAGCUGAUGGACACAACGAAUGACAACCUAACAUGUGUUCUAUGGGGCACAUAUGCUGAUGAGAUGAUAAAUUACAUAAAUGCUGAGGGAGCUAAUGGUGCAAUUGUUGUCAUCUUACAGUUUGCAAAACGAAUCAUGUAUAAAGGUGGUGUUCGUGUUCAAAAUUCUCGAUAUGCUUCAAGAUUGUUCAUUAACACACAACUAUCUGAAAUUAUUUCUUUUAAAGAUAGAUGUAUGAGUGGAGUUAUUAGGGAAGAUGAUGUCAUCCGGUGUAGAAAGGAGAAUGUAGUGUUACGUAGUACAACACCAAGAUUCAAGAUAAAAUUGAUUGUUGCUGAUAAAUCUGGAGAUGCUACUUUUAUGAUGUUUGAUAAAGAGGUGUCCAAAUUAGUUGGUAGAACAGCAAAAGAAAUGGUUGCCUCUCAAAAUCAGGUAGAAAACAAUGAGUUUCCUGAAGAAUUCAAAAGUCUAUUGGGGAAGAGAUUUUUAUUUAAGGUCACUGUGCCAUAUAAUAAUGGCAUUGAUCAAAAUUAUUCCUACACUGUGAAUUCUACGUCCGAUGAACCUGAAUUAAUUAACAAGUGGUUUGAACUUUAUGUUAAGUUGGAGAACUCUAUUGUUGUGAAAAAGGAGAGUGAGGCAGAAAGCGUGCAAGAAUGUGAAGAGAACAUGGAUCUCUUUCAAUCGGAGACAGACUCUUCUCUAUCCCACAUCACACCGCAAAAGAGAGCAACAUUACUUGAUGAACAUUCACCCUUAGGGAUGCAGCUUUCAACUAACAAGAAACUCAAGUCUGUUAUGCCUCAAGAAGAAGAUGGACUCUAG